Messenger RNA from Phycomyces blakesleeanus NRRL 1555(-), 837 nucleotides. RefSeq lists its product as hypothetical. Bases 1 to 837 code for a protein of 278 amino acids. Lineage: Eukaryota; Fungi; Mucoromycota; Mucoromycetes; Mucorales; Phycomycetaceae. The record is from RefSeq and is a predicted model, not a curated record. The transcript has 5 exons. Gene Ontology annotation, molecular function: zinc ion binding.
AUGAGACUCAUUCUCUUGAUUUCGUUUCUCACUGUUGCCAAGGCGUCUAUUUCUGUUCUGAACAGCAACACUACUUGCGCAGACCACAGUGCAGCUUUUGGACCACCCAUUCAGGAUGAAGGAUUGAUUGGCUUUCUAAUGGAGCCAAGUCAUGAUCCAUUUGGCUGCACACCAACAACCCAACCUACAACUGAUUGGGUUGCUCUGUUGCAGAGAGGAGGAUGUUCUUUCAUUACUAAAGUGAGGGCUAUGCAGAUUAGUGGAGCGGUUGCUGUGGUUGUGGGAGAUCCAGAGAGUUCGACUUGGAUUACAAUGUACGCACCUGGUGAUACUUCUGAUAUCAAGAUACCUAGUGUGUUUGUAUCCAAGCGAGAGUACCGCGCCCUUGUCUAUCUCACCCAGCGCGUGAACCCGCUUCUUGUCCGUCUCGAAUGGGACGGUUUCAUCAGCUGGCCAAUGCUAGACGUACUGCUUUUGGUUGUAUUGUCACCAAGCAUAAUGAUGUUGUUUGUCUACUGUACCUGGAAGAUCCGGCGGUUUCAGAAGCAAAAGCAAGACCUUGCACCGGCCCAUAUUGUGUCUGGUUUGACACUCAGGGUGUUUAGCAAAAGAAAGACUCUAGAGAAUGAACCUGAAGACUGCUCUAUCUGUCUCGAGGAUUAUGCUUUGGGCGAUGCCUUGCGAGUCUUGCCUUGCCAUCAUGACUUUCAUGCAUCGUGCGUUGAUGCAUGGCUGACUACCCGAAAAAAGUUUUGCCCUAUCUGUAAACGCGAUGUGACAGGUGCGAAUACAGAUGAGGCUACUCCUCUGCUGAUGGAAGCCUCACCUCUGGUAUGA